CUUAUGCGAGGGUGGGGCAGAGGCCUCUGGAUUUACAUUUCAGUUUCCAGGCCUCCUGCUCUGCCAUUUCGUCCCCCCGGCAGCAGCCAGCAGGAAGCAAUGGGAAACUGGGAGUCACAGAUGUCUUCAGUGCCGGCUCAGCAGCUGGAUGAUUUUAUCAAGAACAAAGUGAAGCCCCGUGAAAACGAUCAGACUCAGAUGGACUCAAUUGUGGACUCCAUCUGUAACACCCUGCAGAACCCGGACUUCUUCCCAGAGGUGCAGGGAGUAGCCAAAGGAGGCGCCUACGGCCGGAAAACAGUCUUGAGAGACAACUCUGAUUGUACCCUCGUCCUCUUCCUUAGUCACUUCAAACAUUUCCAGGAUCAGAAGGAAAGCCAACAAAAACUCCUCAGGAAAAUCGGAAAUCGCCUGGUCUCCAAUUCUUCGCAGAGUUGCAAGAUCCAGAACUUCCAAGGUGGGUUCACUAUCCAGGUGUCCACAAAGAAGCAGACAGUCUCCAUGGAGGUGCUUCCUGCCUUCAAUGCUCUGGGCUUCCUGGAGAAACCCAACCCCUGGAUCUAUCAAGAUCUCAAAAGAUCCUUGGAUAAGACAAAAGCCAGACCUGGGGAGUUUGCAAUCUGCUUUACAGAACUCCAGGAGAAGUUUUUUAACAACCUUCCCAGGCAGCUGAAGAAUUUGAUCCUCUUGGUAAAGUAUUGGCAUCAAAAGUGUCAGGAAAAAAUGGACUGUUUACCCAAACUACCUCCGUACACUCUGGAGCUGCUUACAGUGUACGCCUGGGAACAGGGAUGCGGAGCAGAAGACUUUGAUAUAGCUGAAGGCAUCAGAACUGUGCUGAGGCUGAUCAAGUGCCAGAAGCAGCUGUGUAUCUAUUGGACGGUCAACUACAACUUUGAGGAUGAGAUAGUCAGGAACAUCUUGCUGGACCAUAUCCAAGCAGAGAGGCCAGUAAUCAUAGAUCCAACUGACCCGACCAAUAACGUGAGUGGAGAUAACAGGUGCUGGCAGGUGCUGAAACAGGAAGCUCAGAGCUGGCUGACUUCUCCUGUCCUGGAUAACCAGUUCCCUGCGCCAUCUUGGAAUGUUGCGCCAGCCCCGCUCUUCAUAACUCCAGGCCAUCUUCUAGACAAGUUCAUCAAGGACUUUCUCCAGCUUGACAAAACUUUCCUAGACGAGAUCGAGAAAACUAUUGACAUCAUCUGUAAAUUCCUUACCCAAAAUUGCUUUCGAAACUCCCCUAUGAAGAUCCAGAUUGUUAAGGGAGGAUCAGCUGCCAAAGGCACAGCUCUGAAGACCGGCUCUGACGCCAUCCUCGCUGUGUUCCAUAACUCGCUCGAAAGUUACUUGUCCCCAGCGAGCAAACAGAACAAAAUCAUCCAGGAAAUUCAGAGUCGGUUGAAAGCCUGUCCGCAGAAGAAGUUUGAAGUCACAUUUGAGAUUUCGAAACAGAAGUCUCCCAAGGCAUUGAGCUUCUCUCUGAAAUCCAAAGUACUUAAUGAACGUGUUGACUUUGAUGUGCUGCCUGCCUUUAAUGCUCUGGGUGAACAGACUUCUGGCUGCACACCCAGCCCCAAGGUUUAUACUGAGCUCAUUGACAUGUACAAAUCCCCACACAUCCCAGGGGGAGAGUUUUCUGCCUGUUUCACAGGGCUGCAGCGAAACUUCAUUGACUCCCAGCCCACCAAACUGAAGGGUUUAAUUUGCCUAAUGAAGCACUGGUACCAACAGUAUGAAAGGAAACUGAAAACAAAGGGGGUUUUGCCCCCAAAGUACGCCUUGGAGUUGCUCACUGUCUAUGCCUGGGAGAAAGGGAGUGCGAGGCAGGAUUUUGACACCGCUGAAGGUUUCCGGACCGUCCUGGAGUUGGUCAUACAGUAUCAACAGCUCUGCAUCUUCUGGACAGUCAAUUACAACUUUGAAGAUGAGACUGUCAAGAAGUUCCUGCUCAUCCAGAUCCAGAAAAGCAGGCCUGUCAUCUUGGACCCAGCUGAUCCUACUAGUGACCUGGGAGGAGGAGACCGCUGGUGUUGGCAUCUCCUGGCAAAAGAAGCUAAGGAAUGGUUGUUCUCUCUCUGCUUCAAGGAUGAGACUGGAAACCCAGUACAGCCAUGGCCAGUGCCAGUAAAAGUCAUCUAAAGCAGCAGCCCCAACCUUUUUGGCAUCAGGGACCAGUUUCAUGGAAGACAGUUUUUCCAUAGACUGGUGUGGGGAUGGUAUCAGGAUUAAAUUAAUUAAAGUGCCUUAAUUAUA
Nycticebus coucang (slow loris) is the source of this 2253-nucleotide messenger RNA. It is a transcript of the gene OAS2, whose product is annotated as 2'-5'-oligoadenylate synthetase 2. Lineage: Eukaryota; Metazoa; Chordata; Mammalia; Primates; Lorisidae. Bases 4 to 2139 code for a protein of 711 amino acids. The record is from RefSeq and is a predicted model, not a curated record. Gene Ontology annotation, molecular function: 2'-5'-oligoadenylate synthetase activity; double-stranded RNA binding. Gene Ontology annotation, cellular component: cytosol; membrane; nucleoplasm. The transcript is spliced from 10 exons. Gene Ontology annotation, biological process: regulation of ribonuclease activity; defense response to virus; negative regulation of viral genome replication.